AUGCCUGUUCGAAAGCAACUGGCCAUUUCUUUAUGCCGGUUGGGUUCAUCCGGAAAUGCUGCUUUUGUGGGAUGUGUUGCUCGAAAGUUCGGCGUAUCAGAAGGAACGGUGGAUUUAAGCACAAGGCGAGUAAUACUGGCUUUAAUUUCUAUCGAAAAAGACGUAGUGCGGUGGCCAACAUCAGCCGAAAAAAAGGAAAUUAAACACCGGAUUAAGUCCAGUCACCAUUUCCCAAGCUGCAUUGGAUUUGUGGACGGAACUGACAUCGUCCUGGCUGUCAAGCCGGCACUGAAUGGAGAAGAUUAUUUCAGCAGAAAGAAGAGCUACUCCCUUUCCGCAAUGGUAGUAUGCGAUGACAACAAACGGAUUACGUAUACGUGUUGUGGUUUUACGGGUGCAACUCAUGACAGUCGCGUUUACAAGAAUACCGAGCUUUGGCGUAAUUCGGGAAAGUACUUCAAAAAGGAUGAAUAUAUACUUGCCGACAGCGCUUAUGCUGUAAGCACCACAGUUUUGCCCCCAUACCGGAAAGGCGAAAAAGAAAGAAGUAUUGCCAACCGGCGAUUUAAUAAGCAGCAUUCCCGUCUGAGAGUUAAAGUCGAACAUUGCAUCGGUAUGUUAAAAAACCGGUUUCAGUGCUUAAAAGGUCUACGAGUAUUAAUUGCAUGCAAAGCUGAUCACGCUCGGGCAGUUAUGUGGUUCCGUGCAUGUACUGUAUUACAUAACAUUUGCAUCGAUACAAGAGAUCCUUAUGAUCCAACAUGGGGUGAGCUACCUAAACGGGCAUCUGAUGAACCCGGCAACGAAGCGGAUGAAAUCGUUCCUCUAGCGGAAGAAGGAUCACAAAAAAGAGAACGAAUUAAAAAUGCUGUACUAACAAGCAUGGCUGAGUAA
Molecule: messenger RNA, 894 nt
Organism: Paramacrobiotus metropolitanus
Lineage: Eukaryota; Metazoa; Tardigrada; Eutardigrada; Parachela; Macrobiotidae
Exons: 1
Coding region: 1-894 (297 amino acids)
Source: RefSeq, a predicted model, not a curated record